Messenger RNA from Echinococcus granulosus, 3132 nucleotides. Its product is annotated as Actin-related protein 2/3 complex subunit 3. Gene Ontology annotation, biological process: regulation of actin filament polymerization; Arp2/3 complex-mediated actin nucleation. NCBI's taxonomy places the organism in Eukaryota, Metazoa, Platyhelminthes, Cestoda, Cyclophyllidea, Taeniidae. Gene Ontology annotation, molecular function: actin filament binding. Gene Ontology annotation, cellular component: Arp2/3 protein complex; cytoskeleton. The record is from RefSeq and is a predicted model, not a curated record. Bases 1 to 3132 code for a protein of 1043 amino acids. The transcript has 15 exons.
AUGGAAGUGCCGAGACCCCAAAAUCGACUAGAAAUCGUCUCCUCCAUGCGGCGCAUUCGGUAUGAGUUCAAAGCCAAAGGAGUGAAGAAACAGAAGGCGUUACUUAAAGUGUCAGCUGACGGUGUCUAUGUUUACGGAAGAAACAAACCAAAGGUGGCAAGUCGGAACCAGGCUCUCUUCUGCCUUAAGCAAAAUAUCGGGAUCGACUACUCCAGUCCCUACUGUUGCUUUAAAUGCGAGAAAAAGAGCACUCUACUGACAGCGGAUGCUGUGAUUGUCCUUGUUAUAGAAAUACCUACCUCAAUGAACAUGGAGGUUGGUGGGACUGGCGGGCCUCAGACGCCCUCCUCUCCCUCCUGCCACAGUGGCAGCAACGGUGGCGGUCUUCUCGGCUUGGGUUUGCGCAACGCCUCUGCCCUCUCCUGCGUACAUCCCGCCAACGUAAUACUCUUCCAUCCUAUCUACAGAAUUUUCUACGUCUCUCAUGACUCUCAGGAUUUGAAGAUAUUCAGCUAUAUUGCUAGAGAUGGCAAAAGCAGCUGCUUCAAAUGCUACGUCUUCAAGGCUUAUAAAAAAUUUGAUUUAAACGUCUUCUUCGCCCAGUUGCAGGCGAUGAGAAUAGUUCGAACUGUUGGCCAGGCUUUUGACGUCUGUCAUCGGCUGGCACUUCAAAAGCAGGAAAACGAUCAAGCCUCAAAGAAGAGCGACGAAGGUCAGACUGCAGGAGGUGGUGAUAGUUUUCACACGACCUUACCACACCGUCGAAAACCGCUACAGCAGAACCACCGCAGUCAAUCACCACCCAUUGGCGAGAACUCCUCGGACGAGAACGAAUGGCAUUCGCCGCGCAGGCGACGACAUCGGACGCGACGAAAGAAUUGCAGCUCCGAUGAGGACCCUGGGAAGAAUGGAAGGGAAGAUCGUGCGAGGAGCGUCAUUUACAGCGAGGAGGCCUCUGACGAGGACUCAAAGCAACCCAUCACUCCAUUGACGUUGAAGAAGGUAAAGAAGGCCGCUUCUGGCCUACGUCGGCGUCGUCAUCGUGCCUUCAGCAACAAUGGCGAUGCUUCAAGUGACAGCUCUGAUGUUCCACGUCGUUAUCCUCGUUCGCACAUAAAGCAGAGCAUCACCAACGAUGACUUCCUAGCAUGGGACCGAUUCGGGCAUGGUCUAGGAUAUCCAACACCUAUUUCUCUCCCCCUCUUCGGUUUGCCGCAAAGUCAGUCGCUUGAUACAAAUCUUGCACGCGAAAUUUUGUGUGGAAGUAGCACACAUUCAGUGCAAAGCCAGUCCAGUAUUCCACCUGAUCCCGUUCUACUUAGUCGUUUGUUGAGCGAACUUCAAGGUAGCCUAACGAGUGAUCAGCCGGUUGUGUCGAAAGAAAAGCAACGUCAGUCAGAUUCGAUGUCAUGGGUUCCAUAUCUGGGUGGACGUGUCGGAACGUUAAGUGAGACGCACGAUUCUCUCAUUCGGCAGCUGGACAUUCUAGGAGCCAAAAUGACUAGGACGUGCAAAAAUGACCUAAGAUCAGUUUCUUCCUACCAACUUUCGAAGGAGGCAUCAAACAGCGGCGAUCCUACCAUGGGAAUACCGAUUUCAAUUACCGCUCCCAACUUGGCCUCCACACCGGCUGACUCAGCAAAGCUAGAAGAAAAGGUAGCCAACAGUGAGACAGUUCUGUCUACGGAAACACUCGAUGUGCUAAAGCGGCAGCUAAAUAUCCAGGAGACAGAGACCAAAAUAGCCAUCUAUCAAGUCCAUCGGCUAAUGAGGCAACUCAGAUUGGAGGCUGCAGCGCGUAUGGAAGGGCAAUAUCGAAUCGAACAGCUCCUCAACCAAAACAGGAAUCUUUCUGAAGGGUUUCAGAAAAUGGCUCUGCGGUUAAAACGUCUGGAAAAUCUCUCCCCAGUUCCUCCUGCUACCUCAAUUUCCAAAGUUUCCAACGGCGUGUCUCCAUCCACCUACUCCGGGUCAAAGUCAGAGGGUUUUUCGCGGCUUGCAGAGCUGGACGCAAUGGUGCAGAACAUGCUGAGUCCUGGUUCUCGGCAUCAGUCGCUUCGAAAAACCUCCUCCUCAGGACACACAGUGCAGGGACAGCUUUCCCUUAGUGGAAGUCCCAAACUCCCCAGUCUUUCCCCGUUGCAGUCGGGCCGAAGUGGGAUCGCUAACAACGGUACACGGCUAUCGGGUACUGAGAACUCCUCUAGUCCUGGUGGUAGCAACUCACUAAGUCUUCCUCCUCCACUGCAAAUGCCCUACCGCAGUCCGGGUGGCGAAGAUGGCUUUUUGGAACUAGCCACUCGAUCGUCAGUACCGAAUGACGAGAAGGUGUCUACGUGCAACUGGGUGGAUGAGUGCUUCGGUAGGACAGCGGAGAACCAGGCAGGGAAGGGAAACAAUCCGAUGGAGUUGCUGUUUGAGCCUUUUCGAGGACAGGAGGAGCUUUCCGGCGGCCUCCUACCCCCCACACCUCCCGCGAGGGUGCCCUCUGCCGUGAACGGCGGCAAUCCCUGGGCGGUCGACGCUGCUGCUAUAGCGGCCGAAAAAGAGAGCAGUCAGAAGAAGCCUCUGAACCUACCGGCAACUUAUCACUCCAAAUUCACAUCUGCCUCACGGCGUGUCGGCAAUAUGGCCAUAUUGCCACUGCGCUCAAAAGUGCGCGGGCCAGCUCCACAGGAUCCUAAUCUUGAGGAAGACAUAAUCGACGAAGCGCUCUUGUAUUUCAAGCCCCUCACUUUCUUUCGAAACUACGAGUUCAAGGCAUGUAGCAUUACUGAUGCUGACCGUGUUCUUGUCUACCUGGUCCUCUACAUCUUGGAAUGUUUGAAAAAACUACAAAGAUGUUCGACAAAGUCUCAGGGGUCAAAAGAACUAACAACUUUGGCUCUGGCGCGUUUCGACAUUCCAGGUGACCCCGGCUUCCCACGAGAACUGAAUAAUUUGUACGCAAAGCCCUCGUUAGCUGACGCUAGCCUCAUGCGCGAAUACAUCUCUCAACUGCGCACAGAGUUAGGGCUUCGUCUGCUUGACAAGGUCUACGCCGACGAUCAGUCGCAGCCCAGCAAGUGGUGGUUGUGCUUCGCUAAGCGUAAGUUCCUCGACCAGAGUCUCUCCGCACCGGGAUCCUACUAG